GGUGUGGGGACGCGGGUUCAGGAAGACCCGCCGAGGAGUAAGGUUCUGUUCCCCGGCGCUGCACCGGGUUCCCUGCCAGACUCCUUUGGCCUCCCUGCUUCGGAGCGUGAGCUUGAAGGCAUCCUGACCGAGGGCUCUCCCCAGCCCCUAAGCGUCCCAUCCAGAGAUCUCUAAGUUCUGAUCUUCCCCAGGGAAGUUUGCUUCUAACCUCCCAGGAGGGCUAGAGAGGGACCACGGCUGCCGGAUCCCCGCCUGGUGUAGUGGCGGGGUGCCGCGGAUCGGGAAGCAUGACGACAGAGACCUUCGUGAAGGAUAUCAAGCCCGGGCUCAAGAAUCUGAACCUUAUCUUCAUUGUACUGGAGACAGGCCGAGUGACUAAGACAAAGGACGGACAUGAGGUUCGCACCUGCAAAGUCGCAGACAAAACGGGCAGCGUCAAUAUCUCAGUGUGGGACGACGUGGGCAACCUAAUCCAGCCUGGGGACAUUAUCCGACUCACCAAAGGGUAUGCUUCAGUGUUCAAAGGCUGUCUGACACUCUACACUGGCCGUGGGGGCGAUCUGCAGAAGAUCGGAGAAUUCUGCAUGGUUUAUUCUGAAGUUCCUAAUUUCAGCGAGCCCAAUCCAGAGUAUAACACUCAGCAGGCGCCCAACAAAUCGGUGCAGAAUGAGAGCAGCCCCACUGCCCCUCAAGCUACCACGGGACCCCCUGCUGCCUCUCCAGCCUCCGAAAGCCAGAACGGGAAUGGACUGAGCGCCCAACCGGGUCCUGGUGGCGGCCCCCAUCCCUCUCACACCCCCUCACAUCCUCCCAGCACCCGAAUCACUCGAAGCCAGCCCAACCACACACCUUCCGGCCCUCCUGGCCCCUCCAGCAACCCUGUCAGCAACGGCAAAGAAACCCGCAGGAGCAGCAAGAGAUAGCAAGAAAUGAGUCCUCUCCUUCCACUACAACCAUGACCCAGGUGUCUCUGCCAGAGAUCAAGACCGUCUUCUACUGGGCUGCUGGCUUUGAGAUUGGAGGAUGGAGUAGCUGUAUUUUAGCUAUUAAAUUUCCCUGGAGGGGUGAGCAGUGGCCUUAUCCACCCUAAGCUCAUGCCCCUUGUCCUGCUGAUGCUGCCUGUCCUCUGGGAUCCAGGGCCCUCUGCCUGCCCUCCUUCCUCUUGAAAAGACAGUCUGUUUGUGUGUGGGGGGGGGGGGAUUUGAGGGUCUAACUGAAACCCCUCCUUCCUAAUAAAUGUGCCCGCUAUG
Onychomys torridus (southern grasshopper mouse) is the source of this 1250-nucleotide messenger RNA. RefSeq names its product nucleic acid binding protein 2 (gene Nabp2). Lineage: Eukaryota; Metazoa; Chordata; Mammalia; Rodentia; Cricetidae. Gene Ontology annotation, cellular component: SOSS complex. Gene Ontology annotation, molecular function: DNA binding. The coding region runs from base 288 to 923 and encodes 211 amino acids. The transcript has 7 exons. Gene Ontology annotation, biological process: mitotic cell cycle checkpoint signaling; response to ionizing radiation; double-strand break repair via homologous recombination. The record is from RefSeq and is a predicted model, not a curated record.